This is a messenger RNA of Besnoitia besnoiti, 3477 nucleotides long. RefSeq lists its product as uncharacterized. The transcript is spliced from 2 exons. Bases 1 to 3477 code for a protein of 1158 amino acids. NCBI's taxonomy places the organism in Eukaryota, Apicomplexa, Conoidasida, Eucoccidiorida, Sarcocystidae. The record is from RefSeq and is a predicted model, not a curated record.
AUGAACGCCGAGAAAUUGACCGCCUGCUGUGAAGCCGCAAGCACGCGUAGGCCUGCGACUACCCACAAUCAGUCUCGCCACGCUCCCAAGCUUCCUUCCUGCUCUCACCGGAAUCCCGUCCGACACCAUUCGCCUCACCCAACUUGUAAAAACGACUUGCUCGUCGAAGUCGUAGACCGCAUCUCCCUUCUCCUCGAGAAGGUGAACGGUUCGCAGAGCAUCGACCCGCUCACUGUCAAAGUCUCUGGGACACGAGCUGGAUCAGCCGUGUCACGAAACCGAAAAGGUCAUUGUCAUCGGUGUGACGCAUCUAGCAGCCCACCCCAAACCAGCGCCGCUUCGGUUGCAAGACCUCUAUCGAUACCGGAUGAGCAACAGACUGAUGCCUGCGUUGGCAUGCGCCACGACAAGGGGACUACCAAACCGCAGAAAAGCUCGAGAGCCUCAUGGCGAAGCCUUACAUCUGGAGUUGCACCGCCUCACGAGACAGUUGAACUAGCAUGUGCUUCUUCACCGAGGCAACGAACCUCAGUGCGGACUAUGCAGCAAACUUGUAGUCCGCCAGAAGGUUGCAUGUCUUGUGCUCUCCGCACGCGCGGAGGGGGGAAACCGGUGGUACCUGUACCAAAGGGCGGCGCCGUCAAAAACGCGAGCAAUUCUCCACGCUUGACAAGCAAAAGCUCCCCGUCGUGCUCCACUACGCGUGACCUCACUCGAGUCGCUCGCCUUGAAGUCGGCUUGCAAAAAUCGUCCCAGAAGAAUAAAGCGCUCAAAAACGAAAAUGCUCACCUUCUUCAAGCUCUCCACCAGGUGCAAACAGAGGCGAAGCAAACAAAACGACUUCUGGACGACUGCCGGGAGCAACUGGCGGCGAGGGAAGAUGCGCUCAACGCGAAAGUACUUCGUCAGGCUGCAGAGGAUCAGACCACAGCAUCUGUCUGCGACGAACCGCAAUACUUCAGUUGCUGUGAUACGGCUGCACUACACGCUGCCGCAUUGGCAGGAGACAGGGCUCGCCACCAAGCGGAUCUCCUGCACGAAGCGACCCAGAAGCUCGAGGACGAAAUGAGGAACUUGAAGAAGCGAAUGGUGACUCUCUCGACAAAAGUUACAGAACAAAAUACUGCCAUUUCUAAUCGGGAUGCCCAGCUCAGCAAGGCCGAAAAGCAGCUCAGCAGAGAGCGGAAAGUUUCCUCGCGGCUGCGCAAGUUCUACCUCCAGACUUCGCAUCGCAACAAGUCUUUGGCCCACGAAAAUACCGCCUUGAACGAAACGCUGUUAGAUCUGGAACUAAAACUCUGCCGUCCCCAUACACUAUGGGAACUUGCGCACCGCAGCGCUCUAUCCCCAUGUCAUAACGGCCGUAGCGCUCGAAGACGUGGAGACUGCCACCGACAGGCAUCCACGAUAGACACAAUUGCGCGUGCAUUGCUCACUGAGAAAAAACGCACACAAGAGAUGCAGAAAAGCCUUGACAGGUACACCGAACGACUGCUGGCGGAUAUUGGACGGCGUCCGCGCGCCAAGUGCGUACUCAGCCAGGAAAGAGGAAACCAAACCUGUAGUCGUCGUGCGGCCUUCGGCGUCAAAGAAAGGCCCUUGGAUUCAGGAGUGAACGGUAGCAAGCACUUAUUCGCCUCCGCAUGUAUAGAGUCAGUCGCCGAACAGGAUACUUCUGCAGGAAAUCCUCUACGCGUCUGCGCACAGCAUGACAAGGGUGUAGCUCAGGGGCGCCACUCGUGUCUCAGACUAGCUCUGGCUUGCCUCUCACAGGAAACCCGAAGUGAGCUGAUACGGCUUCUACAGAUUCAGGUGGCUGACGACCCUUCCCCCUCGCCGGGCGACAAAAACAGUCGCCGCCGAAGCCGUAGCUGCUCAAGGACAGGCGCGCACGCCCGUCCUCCCCAUCGACCAGAAGCGGCCCUCCAGUUGACACACCGGCUCUGCCGAAGUUUGAGAGAUUCCGCUGCAGUCAAUCGAGACACAAGUGGAGGCGUCUGCCAUUCGGGGCAAGACUCGCUCACGGGGAGAGGGCGCAGCUCUCGAAGAGCCAAAGGGGAUCUAGGGCAAAUUCGCCCUGCGGACGGAAGCCCCAAUGACGGGUGCAGUUUCGUUAAUCGCGGUAAUUCGUCAUCUGCCUGGGGUAGAGACUCCUCUGAGGGCGCAGAAGACGGUGGGACUGCCUGCGACCGCAGCGAGCGUCCGAUCUCUGCUCAGUUAUCGUGCGCUCUUCCGGACGAAUCCCACUGUCGCUCCCCGUCAAGAAAUUGCUGCCAUCUCGGGGGGCCCCCAUCUGAACUCGCGACGAACGAGCAUAACGACACGCCAUGUUGCACUCUGCCGUGGGAUCAUUCGCACGCAGUCGACUCUUCCCGCAGUUCCAUAGCCGGAAGCAUUAGGUCAGCGUGUUCAGACAUCAGCCAUAAUCAAGGCGGGCAAGACGAACCGUGCCUUCCCUGCUCGCCGUUCUCCUCCCAAGCGCCUUCUAGACCUAUACCAUAUCAUGAAACACCCCUCGAAGAAUCUGGAGCGGCCGUCUCGAUGCCGACGCCUCUUCCGCCAAGUCCCGCGACAGAACUGCCCCCUUCAUCCGCCCUUGCCUCCUCACAUCUUUCUCCGUCUCCAGGGCACAUGCCUCCGUCGCCGAUGUCGCACACGAAUCCGCUUGCAGCCCCGGGCCAAGGAGGCGAGUCGAACGCUUACUUGCCUGCGACGCAGCAGCCUGGAGCGCGGCGAAUGCCAGUGCGAGCCACGGCGGGACAUGUCCCCAAGUCACCGCCGCCCAUGAUCGCUGCCUCAAGAGCCGACUGCCGGUUGCAGCAUCCUCCUUGCUGCUCUCCUCAGCCAGGCAUCACGUUGCAUUCGUGUCCACGCGUUGGUGCGGCGUGUCACAACCACAUCCGAGUGCCCCGCUCGACGCUUCUAAGUUCAUCGCCGUCUUCACUAGAUUCUUCAACACUCGAACGGGACUGCACACGCACAGACCUCUGUUCUGGGGCCGGAAUCUCAACGUCGUGCGUUGGAUGCUGCCUGUGCCCGCAAGCACUCAAGCACGGCUGCGGCGGGCGGGCGGCUGUAACUUCCUGCUGGACUGAACUACGGGAGACAUGUAGCUGCCCAGCUCGUGUGACUGGUAAUACGCCACGUCACGCGGUUCGGUGCGGCGGAGUUGCGCAUCUGCAAGCUCAGCCCCAUUGUGGGUGCCUCAGACUCGGCAGCAGGGGGGUUUCGGCGGCACGUGGCAGCGCCUGUGGCUGUGAGGCGUCCGCCAGCAUAGACAGCUUGCCUUCAGAAACGUUGCCAUCUUCGUGCGCCGUUGAGGCGGCAGGACAUGUGAGCCGAUGCCCAUCCUCGAGUUUCCUCUUAUGCCCAGAACCCAGUCAGCUGUGUAUUAGGAAAGAGGGAAACGCGCUCGAAGGUUGCGUCUCUUGGGACUUGCCUCCCCAGAUUCAAGUGUCCUUACAGUCAGACACAUAG